UAUCAAUUCAAGCGAGAGUUUUAAGGGAAGUUCAGCCUGUGCUAUCGUGUACUCAAAGACCGAGUCAUUUUCACGCCAAUGGUUUGGACUAUUGAGGUGAAUGCCCUCGCUUGCACCGAACUGAGAUGGUGCAGACGCGCAUCUUAUAUUGUGCCAAACCCCCAAAAAAGAUGUUGUCGACGCUAGGAACUCAUUCUAUUGCAUCAACCAGCUCAGUCUUCCGCUAUUCGUCUAAGAGUGCAUCAAUACAUGCAUACUAGUUAUCGCAUGAUCGGAAACAAAGUAGCUAUCUCUUCACAGCAAGAAAAUCCAAUGGAACGGCCUGCCCACCAGUCACGAUUCUUCGUGUGACUUCGUGAACUAUCACCGAGGAAAGAGGCCAGAGCGGCCAUGCUCGACACUCCAACCUCGUCUUCGUACCUAGAUCAGCAUCUCUCCGUGGACGACUGGACGUUUACUGGAUGUAUUGAGAGAAAUACUAAAGUGUAACUAUAAAUACAUGUCGUUCCAGUGUUGAGGCCCCCUGGCUUGCUUACUAAACAAUUCACCUCCUAACUUUUGAUUCACACUGAACGAUCAAGAGGCAAGUCGGAUGCCAUCGGGUAACGACGAUGGGUGUUGGUAGAAUCUACUAUCGUACCACGAGGAAAUGUGCAUUACUCGCUAGAAAAUAUCGCAUGGUUGUCGGAUUUACACGCUAUGCUUUGCAUGAGUCCCAAGGAGGCUAACGCGACUACAGAGCUCACUCUGGCCGCGUAACCUCAAGCCUAGGACCCACCCCAGUGCUUGAUGUUGGAGAAUUCAGUGCCAUGAGCAUUAAAGUCUACUGGAAUAUAAUUCGCUGAGAAACAAAACCUCAAACAAGACGAUCCUGGUUUAACUGGGAAUGUCGAUGGCAUGAUAGGUUAGUGAACAGUGUAAUCGUGUCUGCGUGACGGGUGCCGUUAUCUCGGGUGAAUUCUUUAGGAUGCGUUACGAAUGCAAGCCACGUUUUGAUGUACACGUGCCCUGCAUACGCGUCCCUUCUUCGAUAUCGUUAUAUCUUUUCCGUCUCGUAUGAGUUCAGAGUCGAUCUUUGUUGGUUCACUGCGAUUGUCGUUCUGUUCUCUGAGCCUAAAACCCGUUGUCUCAAUUGAGUGUUGUCAUGCACUGAAGACAAAUUUUCCCCCUUCAUUUUUUCUUUCAUCCUUCACCCUCUGGCGCUGUAUAUUCUCCAUUCUCUUCUUCGUCAUUCAUUCACUUCUUCACGCGUAUCACCGUGGCUUCAACGGAUAUCGCGAGAAGUGACAUCUAAAUCGCCGAUUCACAAGAUAUCACCGCAUAUUUUCCUCCACGUCGACUUAGAAUUUUCCUACGCUGACAGAUCAGCAAAACUUUCUUCUCGCCGUCAAGUCAUCAAUCAACAACAAUGCAUCGUUAUAUCAACAUGCUUCUCUUCUUAGCUUUAAUGGCAGGUGUAACAAUCGUUGCAUACCCAUCUAAGUCCUUACUGCACAGUUCAGAAACCGUGCUCAAAGAUGACCAGAAUCUACCAGAGGAUAUCGCAUUCUUGCAAGGCUUGAUUCAAAUCGACAAGGGCAGAACAGGAGAUCCACCCGAGAAGUACUUCCAUGAAAGUUAUUUCAACUCUCACUACGACGGACGCUUCGCAAAAAGCGAACUACCCAGUCAAACACGCAUCCCCCACCUCCGCGCCCUCAUCCGCUCCUAUCUGACCACGAUGCACGAACUGGGCGCCGAAACAUGGAUCAUGCACGGGUCGCUGCUGGGCUGGUGGUGGAACCGGCGCAUCAUGCCAUGGGACGACGACCUCGACGUGCAAGUGAGCGAGGCAGCCAUCGAGUUCCUAGCUUCCUACCACAACAUGACCAUCCACUCAUUCGCUGCGGGCGACCUCACUAUCAACCCUGAUGAUGAAACGCUCAUGCAAGGCAGGAAACGGUACUUGCUCGAGGUCAACCCGCAUUAUGUGAACCCAAGCACCGACGACCGAGAGAACGUCAUUGAUGCGAGGUGGAUCGAUACAGAUACCGGUCUAUUCAUCGACAUCACUGCCGUGAGGGUGGAUAAAGCGACUGAGGCAGAGAAGGGCAAGAGUGGGGAGUUUCGAUUCAAGGGGGCGACGUAUAGACAUUCCGAUCCACCGCAGCGGCUUUAUUGCAAGGACGAACAUUCGUUUUUGAGCACGCAGAUUUUCCCACUCAGAUUGUCCGUGUUUGAGGGCGUGCCUGUGCAUGUCCCGUUCUCUUACCAGGAGUUGCUGGUUGAGGAGUAUGGGCAAGAGGCGCUUGUGCAGAAGGAAUUUUGGGAGGAGAGACAUUACUUUGAUCAGGCCAAGGGGGAGUGGAUACCCAUGUCGAAAGAGAUGCUGAAGAACAGGGAGAAGGAAGGUGAGUGGGGGCGGUUGGACAAGAGCAGCGGGUUGUCGGAGGAAUUGAAGGAGUGGAAGGCACAGAUAAAGGAUGAGGACUCUGGAAGUGAGGACUCCGGGGGGUUCAGACAGGUGGAGAUUGUUCUCCCUGCAUCGAAGUAG
Molecule: messenger RNA, 2533 nt
Organism: Periconia digitata
Lineage: Eukaryota; Fungi; Ascomycota; Dothideomycetes; Pleosporales; Periconiaceae
Source: the annotation of a GenBank genome assembly